AUGCAGAGCUCCUGCAGCCCCAUCUUCCUCCUAGUCUCCUGCCUCCUGGCUGGCUGCCUGGCACUGAUGUACUAUGAUGAUGACACUAACAACACGGGUGAAGAUGGAACUUUCCCCACCAGUAACGCUUCGGGAAUGCCCAGGAGCUUCCCUGGGCAGAAGGUGAGCAUUAAUAACACCACCUACCUGUCUCUGGAUGAUGAGUUCAAGAUGCUCCUGCUUAGCUGGGUCUCCACAAGCUUGGUGCCUUCCCUCUACACUCUUGUCUUCUUGGUGGGCCUGCCAGCCAAUGGCUUAGCCUUGUGGGUGCUGGCCACCAAGAUCCAGAGACUGCCUUCCACCAUUUUCCUGAUGAACCUCGCCGUGGCCGACCUGCUGCUGGUUCUAGUCCUCCCCUUCAGGAUCUCCUACUAUUUUCUGGGCCACAACUGGAUUUUCGGGGAGGCCCUCUGCCGCCUGGUGACUGCUUUCUUCUAUGGAAAUAUGUACUGUUCCACGUUACUCCUCGCCUGCAUCAGUCUGGACAGGUACCUGGCCAUCGUCCAGCCGUUCUUCUCCCGCUCGGUGCGCAGCCCGGCCUUUGCCAGCUGCCUCUGUAUGGCGGUCUGGCUGGGGGCGGCCUCCCUCACCCUGCCCCUCACUGCCCACAAGCAGUCCUACCCCCUGAACUAUGGCUCCGGGCUGGUCGUGUGCCACGACGUGCUUCCCGAAGAUGAGCAGACCGGCCACUUCCUGAGCAUCUUCGUCUGCGUGGUUGUGGUGGGCUUCGUCCUUCCGCUGCUAGUGAUCCUCUUUUGCUACAGCUCGGUCAUCUGUGUCCUGGCGGCCAGCGGGAAGAGGUACAGCCACGCCAUCAAGCUCACCGUGCUGGUGCUGGCCUCGGUGGUGGCACUCUUCACCCCCAGCAACUUUCUCCUGCUCAUCCACUAUUCCGAUCCCACAGCCCGUGGCUUCGGAGCCCUCUACCUGUGGUACGUCCUCAGCUUGGCCAUCAGCACCCUCAACAGCUGCGUGGACCCCUUCAUCUAUUACUACGUGUCGGAGGAGUUCCGGGACAAAAUAAAAAGAAAGCUUUGUCGCCAGGACAGGAGCGCGCUCACAGCCCCCAAAACUUCCAGGGAGGAUAUCCCCGGGCUGGGUACCCGCUCCACAUCUUUGCUCUAG
Molecule: messenger RNA, 1164 nt
Organism: Gracilinanus agilis (Agile Gracile Mouse Opossum)
Lineage: Eukaryota; Metazoa; Chordata; Mammalia; Didelphimorphia; Didelphidae
Gene: F2RL3
Product: F2R like thrombin or trypsin receptor 3
Exons: 2
Coding region: 1-1164 (387 amino acids)
Biological process (GO): positive regulation of Rho protein signal transduction; phospholipase C-activating G protein-coupled receptor signaling pathway; blood coagulation
Cellular component (GO): membrane
Molecular function (GO): thrombin-activated receptor activity
Source: RefSeq, a predicted model, not a curated record